Pichia membranifaciens NRRL Y-2026 is the source of this 792-nucleotide messenger RNA. RefSeq lists its product as hypothetical. The transcript has 2 exons. Gene Ontology annotation, biological process: regulation of DNA-templated transcription. Gene Ontology annotation, molecular function: histone acetyltransferase activity. The annotation marks the transcript as partial. NCBI's taxonomy places the organism in Eukaryota, Fungi, Ascomycota, Pichiomycetes, Pichiales, Pichiaceae. The record is from RefSeq and is a predicted model, not a curated record.
UAUGGGUUUUUGGAUUACCAAAAUGUUGCCAAACUCAGACUAGGUAGAUAUGAGUUCAAUACGUGGUAUGGAAAUUCGGCUCUUUUCACUAAACCUUUUACUAAAACUGUAACAGAGACUAAUCCUUGUUUUUUUAAAAUUAGAGAUAAGGAACCUUGGAUUGGUACACUCUUUGUUUGCCCAUUUUGUUUCAAGUAUACCGAUAUUCAGAUGGAAUGGGAACAUCAUAUGAACUGCUGUAAAUUCAAGUCUAGUUUACCAGGCAAAGUCAUGUAUAACGAUGGCCAGUUGAUAGUACGAAAAGUUAAAGGCGUGGAUCACAAGCUAUUUUGUCAAUGUAUGUGCUUGAUGGCAAAAUUUUUUUUGGAUAAUAAAUCUGUCUUCUAUGAUUUAGAUUACUUUGACUUUUACAUUGCGUAUCAACUAUUGGAUAGACAUGAAGUGCCAAUGGGGUUUUAUUCAAGAGAGCUACUUUCGUGGGAGUCAAACAACCUAUCCUGCAUUUGUGUGCUGCCCUGUUAUCAAAAUCGAAGAUUAGGCACCAAAUUAAUUGAUUUCUCAUACAAAUUAUCGCAUUAUGAGCAACAGAUCAGUGGACCAGAACGUCCUUUUUCUCCACUAGGCAAGCUUACGUAUCUGAGAUAUUGGUGCCGCAACUUGGCUUUGAGUUUUGUUUACGGCUCAUUAUCAACUAAGAAACAUGUGACUCUUCAGCUGAUCAGUGAGACAACAGGAUUUAGGACCGAGGACAUCUUGUUUGCCUUUUCAUUUCUUAAUGUUUUAUCUGAUAAU